Heterobilharzia americana is the source of this 1149-nucleotide messenger RNA. NCBI's taxonomy places the organism in Eukaryota, Metazoa, Platyhelminthes, Trematoda, Strigeidida, Schistosomatidae. The record is from the annotation of a GenBank genome assembly.
GUCGAUACUGAAAGAAAAACAGAGGAAAAAAUGAAACAGUUAUGAAUGAUAACAGAUUGUUAAACAUGUUAACAAUCCGUAUAUAUAUCAGCCUCAUGAUAACCAUAUUUACAUCAAUUUAUGACAAAGUAAUUACAAGCAGCCCAGUUAGGGGUAGUGAGAAUCCUUGGUUCAUGCAAAAAGAUCACCUCAUUCAUCGGUUCUCGGGUAAAAACAGAAUUCCCAACAAUACAAAGAUCAAUUCAAUAACAGUACAUGGUGAAACGAUUCCUGUAGUACCAAUGUCUAUUGCUUUUCUUAUUGAUCCAGAGUUAUCUUCUGAAUAUGCGGAUGAAAAGCAGUUUCAAGAAAUGUUGAUGCAAUAAGGCUUUAGAAAAACUGAUGUUCUCAUCGAUUCUAUGAUAUAUUGCUGAAUAAAUAUAUGUUACUUGUUAUCGUUAACGAUGAAGAUCAACUGGUUAAAUUAAACUAAGAUUUUAAAGUACUUGAGUUCACUGUAUUUCGUAGGAAUGGGUAAGAUAAUUAAGAUAAUUUAAUGCACCAAUCGUUAUGAAGAAUUAACUAUUAUAACCGAUGUUGGAUUUUGAUAAAAUACUGGGCAGAAAGCUUUGGAUCCAUAUUUUGAAUUCAAAGUUUAUCUAACACCUCAAAAAGUCUCAUGUUGCUUCGACUUCUUAAUUUCGUGCAAGUCGAGUAUUAUGUGUUCAUUGAUAGCUUGUUUCAUACGUUAUCAAGAACAACAAGACAGUGUUGAUUUAUAAUGAAUGAUGAAACAUUUGUGGAAAUUAAUGAGCUCAUUUUCUCUGUCGAAAUCUUUCCCUUCCCUUAUUCAUAAACAAAUACUGUAUACUUGUAAACUGAACUACAAGUUUUAUUUUCAAAAUUUUUAGAAUGUAAUUUACUGUUCAUAGGAUAUCAAACAAUGAACAGUAAUUUUUGUGAAUACAGCUUAUUAAAAACAAUGUUACAGUGUACAGAAAAAUUUACGAAAUCUUCAUCAGAAGCCGCAUAUGCCUAAAAACUUUUUUCAACCAAUAGCUUUGCUUCUAAGUUUCAGGAAAGCACAUGUGAAUCAACGUGUAAGUAUCAAGUCGGUUGAAUAGACAAAAAAGUCAAUAAGAUUUAAAUCUAGAAAGGCCUGGAAACAGC